Molecule: messenger RNA, 922 nt
Organism: Musa acuminata AAA Group (dessert banana)
Lineage: Eukaryota; Viridiplantae; Streptophyta; Magnoliopsida; Zingiberales; Musaceae
Product: PLASMODESMATA CALLOSE-BINDING PROTEIN 3-like
Exons: 4
Coding region: 7-705 (232 amino acids)
Source: RefSeq, a predicted model, not a curated record
CCGUUGAUGAAGGACACACAACAGAAAGCAACGUUGGCUCGGUUCCCUAUGGCACGGCGUCUGCAGAGAGGCAGCCCAAUAAACCGAGCAAUGGGUGAAGGAUUUGAAAGCUCGGGUGUGAAGACACAAAUCCUCUCUCCCUCUCUCGAUAGUUUCUCCUCUCUCCCUGUCAUGGCUGCUCUUGCUCUUGUAGUUCUCAUCUUCACCAUGUUUGGUGGAUCAGACGCGGCUUGGUGUGUCUGCAAGCCUGAUAUGAGUGACACUGCUCUCCAGAAGACACUGGAUUAUGCUUGUGGAGCUGGAGCUGACUGCACUCCUAUCCUCCAAAACGGAGCUUGUUACAAUCCCAACACAGUGAAAGCCCAUUGCUCCUAUGCUGCUAACAGCUACUACCAGAGGAAAGGGCAGACACAAGGGACCUGUGAUUUCUCGGGCACUGCUGCUCUUGCCACCACAGAUCCAAGUUACAGUGGUUGCACUUUCCCUGCAACUGCCAGUGCUGCAGGCACAGGAUCUACACCAGCAACGACCACACCCGGCACAACACCCGGCACCUUCUCCCCAACCAGUGGAGUAGUAGGGGGAUUGGGGCCUUCAAGUAGCAUGUCCAACGAGGACAUGAGCCAUGGUGGGUUCCUCAUGAAGGCAGGGAUGGGUUCUCUCCUCCUCACUGUCAUUUGCUCAGUGAUGGCUUUGUUGGGUUGAUGAAAAGCGUCCGGUUCUAGUGUAUGAUCCCAUUGUUGGAACAUGGACUGAUACAGAGGCGUUUCUCGUCCAGCCUAUGGUUUUUGUCUUUCCCCUGUGGCAGACAGGAUUGAUUCCAUCUGAGUGAUGCAGUGAAACAUUGUAAUAGCUGUAGCUCUUCUUCUUGUCCAACUUCUUUCUUCUCCAUUGUUACUGAUGAGCUGCUAUUGAUGUGUAU